ACUUUCAAUACAUCCGUUUUGAUUGCUCGAAUUCUUAAGUGAAUACUCGAUUACUAUGGAAACACAUAGUACAAAUACGAGAGUGUCCUACCGUGGGGCCAUAACAGGGUGAUCCAAGAAGUGCGCACUUUUCACCUCUACUCGGCCCUAAAAAUGCUUCUGACUCGCGCAAGCCGUGCGGUGACCCUGAUGAUAGGUCUCUGCGCAUGCGUGACAAAGGCGCACAAAGAAGACCUUGACUGCCAACUCACGCUACUGAAAGACUGCAAUGAGAACUUCAAAGCCGUCUUCGUUGCUGCUAAAGACAUCAGCCUUGCAGAUGCCUACUGCAGAGCAUUCGAGGGCUACGCCAAAAAGCUCACGGAGGAUGACUGUGGUGGAAAGAUAAUCGAUCUUGACCGUAACAUGAUUUACCAGCACAUGGCUAUGGACGGAAAGGCAGGCGUCUGUAACUACGGGUCGGACUUUGAGCUUCUCAAAGAAAGAGUGCGCGCGAUAAAGAAAUACAAGAAAGAGGUCAAGUUAUUCGAAAACACUGAAAUCGACAGCUGUUCAGUAGAGGCUCAUCUCACAUGUUCAAAGGAAUUCAAGACGAGUUUCCAUCGAUCGGACGUGAUGUUUUGUGACAGUAUCAACAGAUUUGUUGAGUGUUACGAAAUAGAGCUGAAAAACGCCUGUGAUAAGGUGCCAAAGAUGGCGAAAGAGUUCCUGAAGACUCUUGAAAAAGUGGGAAAGGAGCUUCUGAAGAUUUUCAAGAAAACUGGAACCAUGCCUGGCGGAUGCUCAAGCGGAGCAGAGGAGGCUUGAUAUAUCAUCUGAGGAGAUUUGAUUUAUCAUAGUACAAAGCAUAAGACAUUUAAGGUAAUUAGGUUGAUGGAUAAAAGAAAUAAUUCUUUCAGAAAGAAAUAUAAAGUAAAUAAAACUAUUUCCUCAUG
Messenger RNA from Nematostella vectensis (starlet sea anemone), 935 nucleotides. RefSeq lists its product as uncharacterized. The transcript is spliced from 5 exons. Lineage: Eukaryota; Metazoa; Cnidaria; Anthozoa; Actiniaria; Edwardsiidae. The record is from RefSeq and is a predicted model, not a curated record. The coding region runs from base 154 to 807 and encodes 217 amino acids.